This is a messenger RNA of Hordeum vulgare subsp. vulgare (domesticated barley), 1502 nucleotides long. RefSeq names its product myosin-binding protein 7-like. The record is from RefSeq and is a predicted model, not a curated record. The coding region runs from base 25 to 1143 and encodes 372 amino acids. The transcript has 3 exons. Lineage: Eukaryota; Viridiplantae; Streptophyta; Magnoliopsida; Poales; Poaceae.
GCGGUCGCGUGGCAGCAGAGUGGCAUGGCGGAGCUGCAGGAGGAGCUCGAGGCGGAGCGCGGCGCCGCUGCUGAGGCCGCCAGCGAGGCCAUGUCCAUGAUCCUGCGCCUGCAGCGCGACAAGUCCGAGGCCAUGAUGGAGGCGCGCCAGUUCCGGCGGUUCGCCGAGGAGCGGUUCGCGCACGACGCCGCCGAGGUUGCCGCCCUCCACGUCGCCAUGGCGCAGCGUGAUGCCUCCAUCCAGUCGCUCUCCGCGCAGCUCCGGGUGUGCCGCUCCCGCCUCAUCCAGCUCGGGUUCGUUUCCCCGUCGUCCCUCCCCUCGUAUCCCACGGCCGCCGCGGGGGAUCACCUUUUCGCUGACGACUGCCCUUCCAUCCAAUGCCUCGAUUAUCCGGCCCGCUCAGACGUCGGUAGUCCACGCACCCACCACUUGUUCUAUACAAUGCCCGGCCGAGCUUCCCAUAAGGGUGUCAUCUGCGCUUCACCACGGCGCCAGUGCCAUGGGCGCGCACUCUCCAAUGACAGCUUGUAUGACGGCGGCAUUUCAGCGGCUGAUGAGUUACCGUUCGUGGUGGAGCGGGACGUGUCGGACCAGGACAAUGACUGCGACCCGGUGUAUACUGUCGAGGCAGUGCAUCGCGUGCCUGUUGCCGCACCUGAGGACUGCUGCUACUUUCAGACACCGAUGGGAAACGACGUGGGCUUUGGUGGGGUUGGGGUGUGGGCUGAGGAGCAGGAGAUACAAAAGCUCAGUGCAAGGUUACAAGCACUGGAGGCAGAUCGGGAGUCGAUGCGGCAUGCAAUCAUGUCGAUGGGAGCAGAGAAGGCGCAGGUUGUGAUGCUCAAAGAUAUUGCUCACCAGCUCUGUGAGGAGGCGUCACCAUUGCCUGCAGUUUCGUUGAAAUUGCAUCCAGUGCCACAAGCGGUGGUAGGGCCACAGAGGAAGGUGGUGAAGAGGCAGCCUUUCUGCAUCAAAUUCUUCAUUGUGACCGUAAUUAAGUGGAUCGUAUCUGUCUUUUCUCGGCGAAGGAAAUUAGAGCGCGUCAAGUACCCGUUUGGUUUGUGUGGGGGCUAUGUUGGACUAAUGCUGGUGCUGGAUAGGUCCCACAAACAGAGAUACAGAAGAUUUCUUAAGAGAAGCUAGGUGAUGCCGCUCACUGAUUAUAUGCAGCGGCCGAGGAAGACUUUGCGAUUGUAUGAUGCUUGUGAAAAAUGCUGUCAUCGUUGCAUAUAUCUUUUUGCUCUCUUGUCCAUAAAUUUUAUGUUGGUUUGGUCUGGCAAUCUAUCUAGUUAUCAACUGAGGUUCGAGGUCUUGUCCAUUUAUUUGAUUUUGUUCCUAUUUUUCUCCUACUAUUGUAAUGAUUGUUUUUUUAGGCAAGUAUGAAUUACUAGUUCAUUUGUACAAAGUACUCCAGGUAACGAGUCCCAAAAUCAGAAGUAGAGAUUGUUAAGCAGUGCUAUGAUGUGCUACUGUUUCUUUACUCGUACCAGAUUUUGUGUGAA